Linum tenue is the source of this 678-nucleotide messenger RNA. NCBI's taxonomy places the organism in Eukaryota, Viridiplantae, Streptophyta, Magnoliopsida, Malpighiales, Linaceae. The record is from the annotation of a GenBank genome assembly.
AUGGCAGCAUUUAGCUUGACCUCCGACAGGCAAUUCGUCGCCGGCUUGAAAGACGAUCCAAACCUCUACGUGUACGAGUACCUCGGCGACCUCAACGAAUCCACCAUCAUCCGGCCGGGACAGCCAUGGUCCAGCGAUGGAGUCAUAAUCGGCCCUUCUCAGCAAACCAAGUUCAAGGCCCUAGAAGUGUUCGGCGUCAUCAUCAGCGACAAUCUCUUCACGGAGCUCGUGUGGGACUUGAACCUCAAAGGAUACAACGGCCAGACCUUCCGCCUCGUGGUGAAUCGUCGAGGCUGUUGCCUGCUCGACAGGGUGAACGAUCCGCCGUCGUUCGCGAUGCUCAGGAUCCACGACUGCUUCGGCUGGUCCAAGAAGGAGCUGGAGUGCACGAAAGAGAUGGUGAAGAAGAGCGGGGAGGCCGAGUCUCUGUUGAAUCGGUUCGUGGAAGAGAAGGAGAAGGAGGUGGAGAGAGUGGUGAAGAUGCAAUCGGCGAUGCACGAGAAGGAAAUGGAGCUGGCUAAGGAAAAGGUGAAGAGAGGGGAGGAGAUCGAGUUGUUGCUGAGGAAGUCGGUGGAAGAGAAGGAGAAGGAAAUGGAGAAGACGAGCAAUCUGCUUGCUGCCGAAAGGAAGCAAGUUGCUGGCCUUAAGGCUGCCAUUGCCACCUUCGUUGAUGGUUAA